Echinostoma caproni is the source of this 663-nucleotide messenger RNA. NCBI's taxonomy places the organism in Eukaryota, Metazoa, Platyhelminthes, Trematoda, Plagiorchiida, Echinostomatidae. The record is from the annotation of a GenBank genome assembly.
AUGCCCCGUCCGUUACUGAUGGAGGACUUGAUCGAUGGUAUUGUCUCGGUUGUUCGUUGCCAGCUAGAGGGAGUGGUGUGCAGACCGUCGAGUAACGGGCGUGCGAACAAUCAUCAACUCGGGUUCACGGAGAAACAUUUAUGGAACUUCGCAUGUGAAUGUGUCGGAUUCCGCACCAGUCAGCUAAUGGUAGUUUUAAGCAGUCUAGUUCGAUUCCAGCCGAACCGAUUCACGGACAAUCUUGUCAUCAGGUUAACCGAACUGGGACUGACAGUACCUCUUCAUUGUCUAACCAGUGGCCAAAGUAUGGAACGCGAUCCUAGGCGUCUAAGUGUUUCAGUCAUGCGCAAACUGUUGCAUUCGUCCUCUACAAAUUUAUCCGCUCGCUCUGAUCACAAGAACAACCCCAUGCCCUCUUUUCCCGUGGGUCCCUCCCGAUUGUGGCUGUUUGUUUGGCCGGACCGAUUGCAACGCGCUAGUUUGGCUUUACUUUCUGGUCUUUACGGUCAGUACGAAGCGCAUCGGAAGCUAAUAGUGGACGAAAUUUUUCGCACUCUAUUAUCCCAAUGUAUAUUGACAAGCAAUCCGAACCCGGGUCAGGAAGAAACCCCAUCGAUUGUAAAUUCCAGUGCAGAUAAGCGUGCCGCACGCACCUUUCGGUAA